AUGUUAAACUUAUCUCAUAGUAGUUCAUCAUCGAAGAGUUCUUCUCAAAAGCGUAAUACAAAAAGACCUUAUAGAGAUAAAAAAAAGAAGAAUAUUUCAGAUGAAUAUGAUAGUCAAAUGGAUGAUGAAGAUGUAUCUUAAUAUGAAGGUAAUCUAAAUUUGAAUGUAUAUUAGGUAUAAGAUAAAAAAUAAAACAAUAACCUUUAUUGGGUCCUGGUAGAUUCAACCGUAGAGAAAAUAAAUUAAAGAAACCUAAUUCUAUAUGUACUCCGGCGGCAACAACAUUUUUAUAUAAACCUGGUGCUGAAUUACCUAAUUUAUCAAAUUUUAUCAAUUAAACAAUAGAAAUUAGAAUAGCUUGUGAAUAUGUAAAUAAAAACAAUCAAGCAUUAAUUCUAAGAUAAAUUUGGGGAUCUAAUGGUGUAUAUGCUAGUCAUAGUGAUGCAGUCUGUAUUGGUAUACAUGCAGGUCUUUUAGCUCUUGGAGAUCUUAAAUUAACAGGAACAUUCUAUUAAGGAAUUAGUUUAUCUUGUAAAGUAAUUAAAGGAAAGAAAUCAUUAAAUGGUUAAUUAAAAGUACCAUUACUUUCAAGAUCUCUUAAAACUCCUUGUGCUCAUUGUCUUAAACCUGAAAAAGUUAAUUGGCUACCGUAAUUAGGAUCUCCUGAAUAAUUAAUAAGUUGGGCUAAAAAAAUGUCAUUACCUCUCAAUAGAAGACUGACAAAAAAAACUCAUUUAAAUGUAUUUUUACAUGAACCUACAUAAAAUACUUUACCGGAAAGUUUAUUAGUAAAUAAUCUACCUCCUUUCAAUGAAGGUUGGAUUGUUUGGGAUAUGUGUAAUGAACCUAGUCAAAAAUAUAAUCUACUUACUUUUUUAGAUAGAUAAACUUCUUAAGGUAUACCUAGUAGAACAUCUUAUAGAUUAAAAACUAAUUGUUUAUAUAUUGAAACUAGUAAUAAAAAGUAUUUCAAUUUAUAUUUAUUUUAGAUAUGAAAUUUCUAUGGAUUCUAAUAAAAUUGCUGAAGAAGUCUUUUUAGAUUCUUAAGUAUUUAUGAUCUCUGAAAUAAUCAUACCCUAAUAAUCAGAUAUUGAAUUAUUGCAAAAAUAUGGAGUAUAAUAUUAUUAUAUUUAUUAUAUUAGGUUCCUUUACCAAAAGAAUUUAAGAAACUCAUCUUUGAAAAACUUAAAUGGACUAGUUUUGAAUGGGGUAAUGAUAAUGUUAUUAUUGAUGGACAAAUUACAAUACCUGGUUUAAAGAAUUUUAAAUUUGUACCUAUUACAAAACAUUAACAUUUGUGA
Molecule: messenger RNA, 1301 nt
Organism: Paramecium sonneborni
Lineage: Eukaryota; Ciliophora; Oligohymenophorea; Peniculida; Parameciidae
Source: the annotation of a GenBank genome assembly